AUGCCACCAACUCUGAACGGCCAGUCUGCACAACCCCCCGAUCCUGAUGGCCCCCUUGUCACAGAGGGCUAUGUAUGCCCCGCCAAAGGCGCCCCCUUCGAGCUCAAACAAGUAACCCUCCCUCCUUUCACUGCUACCACAGUGGAGGCACAAGUCGUUAUGAUCGGCCUUUGUCACACAGACAUUCAUAUGCGUGACAACGACUGGGGGAUCUCAAAUUACCCGCUUCUUGCUGGCCAUGAGGGUGUCGCCCACGUCACCCGCGUUGGCUCCGCAGUCCGAAACAUCCGCCCGGAUGACCGCAUCGCCAUCACCUGGAUCCGCGAUUCCUGUCGUGCCUGUGAUUCGUGUCUUGCGGGCCGUGAGAAUAUCUGCGAAGAUAGCUAUCAGGGGACAUACUUAGGUGAUUCUGCUGGUGCGUGGGGCAGUUCCAAAUUUCAUUACAAUGAGAAUGGAGGAUGCUUUUCGAAGAUCCAAAGGAUUGAAGAGCGCUUUGCGAUCAAGAUUCCCGAUGGUGUGCCCUCGGAGAUUGCUUGCCCCUUGCUCUGCGGCGGAGGUACGGUUUACGAACCAAUAUGUGAUUACGCAGGGCCAAACGUUAAGGUUGGAGUAGCGGGUGUCGGUGGCUUGGGUACUGCCGCUAUCAAACUCGCUAAGUUAAGGGGAUGCAUCAUCACUGCAUUCUCCACAUCCCCGCAUAAGAAGGAAGCUGCUCUUGGUGCCGGCGCGUUUGAGUUUGUCAAUAUGUCGGAUCAAGCACAAGUUGAUGCGCAUGGGGGCUGCCUCGAUGUUCUCCUCGACACCACUCCAGUUGAGAGUAACAUAGACAAAUAUAUGGCCUUGCUGAAAAUCAACGGGACCUACGUGAAGAUCGGUAUUCCCGCAAUGAGUCAGCAGACUUUUUCGUACAACUUCAGUAGCCUUAUCUUUCAACAAAAGAAAAUCGUGGGGACUGUCGUUACUGGGACAAGACGAAUGAAGGACAUGCUCGACCUCGUCGCGAAGAAUAUUGACUUUAUGAAAGAUACAGAUGCGUGGAAGACAGAGCAUGUCCCCAUUAGCCAGAUCAAUGAAGCCAUGGACAAGUUGUCAAACCGUGAUAACAAGGGAUAUCGAUAUGUGCUAGAGUGGUAGCCCGAUUCAAAUAAACCGACGCACAUCCAAAAAUACGUGACCUUUCUUUA
Molecule: messenger RNA, 1184 nt
Organism: Chondrus crispus (carragheen)
Lineage: Eukaryota; Rhodophyta; Florideophyceae; Gigartinales; Gigartinaceae
Product: alcohol dehydrogenase
Exons: 3
Coding region: 1-1134 (377 amino acids)
Molecular function (GO): oxidoreductase activity, acting on the CH-OH group of donors, NAD or NADP as acceptor
Source: RefSeq, a predicted model, not a curated record